ACGGAAUAUUGAUAAUCACAAGCUAGUUCUAGUACUUCCACAACCGUUGGAACCAUUUGAAAGGUCAUACUAGAGUUUUUCAGAGGUAAUUCGAAAGACUACUUUGCAACCAAUCAUCGAAGCCUGAUGUAUGCGACAGUUGGUAAUUUGAUAUGAUUGUGUAAAUUAUCCUAUAUACUUUGUAUAGUGAGCCAUUUUGAACAAAAACAAUAAAAUGGAAAUAUAUCACGAAAUAAAGAGUUAAGAAUAAAUAACUGAUACAAUUAUGAAGCUUUUGAUUUGGUGAUUAUGAUGACACUCGGUAAUCCAAAAUUUAUCUAAUAAUUUCACGGAAAUCGAUCUAAUUUGAGCGUAAUAUCGAUAAAUAUUGAACACAUUUAGUAAAUUUCUACAUCAUAAUACAAGUGAAGCCCUUCAAAAUUCAUGGUUUAUACUUAUGAACGUUUUUAGUCGUCAUGACUAGAUUAUUUCAAGUAAACAUUUACUUUUAGUUGUUUCAAAGCUUUUGAAAAUGGAGAAUGAGCGCUCGAAUCUCUUGGCUAUCGUCAAACUUGUUGUACACGAUCUAAUUCAGCUUACAUUUGAUCAACAUCAGGUUUCUCUUGAUGAAAACAUUUUCUGGGGUGAAUCUAGGACUGUUCAUUGUGAAGAGGUUCUAAAUAUUGUCUGGCGGUUGCUUUCUGUUGUUGAGCACUGUCUCUGUCAUGGUUUACGUCGAGAUUACACAAUGCCUGACUCUUUUGACGACAACAAUGAAAGAACUUCAUCGAAAGGAUUAAUGAAGGAUGCGACAACUGUCGUCCGAAGAGCACGUAAUCAUGCCGUUUCCGCUGCAAAUAUUUUUAUGAAAAAUUCGUCACAUCCAAAUCCUUGGCCCGUAUUAUUGGAAGCAGAAAAAUUGUCAAAGACCACAGAUUCUAUAAGUAAAACUGUUGCUACGAUGACUGAAAUACGGACUGGACUAGGUCGCUCUCGCGUUUGGUUAAGGCACGCUUUAAUGAGAAAGCAACUAGGAGAGUUUUUUCAAGUCAUAAUAGAUUCCAUCGAUUCUUCCAAUUCAAAUGGGAGUUUGGAGAGUUCUCCAAAAGUCUGUGAAAGCAACACAAUUCCUGUAACACAAAAUUCCAGUACAUUUGCUACAUUUUAUCACUCUGGUGCUUUGCUUUUAAAUAACGAAGGAGUUGUCGUAACCGGUUUGUUAGCAACUUUGAAGUCUAUAGACUUUUGCUUCAUACUGAAAGAUAAUCUGUCUUACAUGGAUAAACCGUUACACGUAAUACCGUACCACAUAUAUUUACAGGCUAACUUGAAUAGACUUGAAAAGUUAUAUUCAAAAGUAAAUUUAUGUCGUCCAGCAGAUUUAUCAUCUUCAAUCGACCAGAAGAAUUUUUUAGAAGAUUUAUGCAACGUACUGAAGAAACGAAUCGAUCGAGAAAAUACAAUAAAUCAAAGACUAAACAAUGAAAUUACACACCUUUCUAAGCAGAUGGAAUCCAUGAAGCUUGAAAAUCGGAGUUUGUAUAUCACCGUAGCACAACUGAAAAAGGACCAAGUUGGUUUAAAUAACAUGCAUUCAGAAAAUAUGGAAGCAGUGAGUCGCAUAAAUCAAUUAGAGUCUGAAUUAAAAAAUUGCCAAAAGACAAAUAAAGAAAAUGCUGAACUUGUUGAAUCGAUUCGAAGUCAUUUAGAUGAAUCAAAUAAAAGAUGUAAUCAGUUAACCCGAUAUUUAUUCGAUUCCCAGUCGUCACUUGAACAUAAACAAACUAUAAUUAAACAAUUAGAAGCUAAGUGUAAAGGAAUGACAAAUAUGAUUGAACAGAUGAACGAGAGAAUAGCUAAGCUUACUAAUGAAAAGGUUUCACAGGAACGAGAUUUAUAUAAACUACGCGAAGAGUUGUCAAACGCAGACACAAAAUCUGUUGAGCAGUUAAAAGUGAUUGAAAAUCAAGCUAAUCAGAUCGAAAGAUUAAAAACUGAAUUGAAUGAGCAAACAAUCGAGUUGAAUAAUUCAAAGAUGGCUUCUGACCAGCUAGUUUUGUGUAAAUUAGAAGUUGAGGAGUUAGACAAACAACUUAAAGUCUGGCGUAAACGGUGUGAAGAACAGGAGUAUAGUUUAUCCGAAAUGGCUGCGGUUGUGAAUUCGAGUAAGCUUGAAGCUGAAAGUUUGCGUGAGUCACAUAGUGCAUUUAGUGAUGCUCAAUGGGCAAAUGAUUCUGAAAAUCCAAACUGUUUUCUUUGUCAGAGUCCGUUCAAUGUUAGUCGUCGUCGGCACCACUGUCGAAAUUGCGGCCUGAUAUUUUGUCACGAAUGUUCAUCCAGAAAAAUGACUUUACCAAGUUCUGCCAAACCUGUACGAGUCUGUGAUACAUGCCAUGGAUUACUUUUACAUCGCUAUAAUGCUAAAUAAACCAUAAUAAAUGGUUUUCUUUUGUAACAGUCGUAACAAUACACUUUUCGGAUAAAUAAUUGAAAAACAUACUUUUUCAGGUCUGAGCAUAAUAAGCUAAUGUGAUACAUUAAACUAAUGACAUUUAUGUUCAUUAUGUUCUGUCGCAUUUUCGUUUCUGGUUCCAUCAUCAAUAUUUCUUUUAACACAUUUAUUUCUUGAUUUUUAAAUGUAAUUUCACUAAUGUAUGUAUUGUCGUAUAGCUCACUUCUAUGAAUUUUUAAUUCUUUCAAAUAGAUGAAAUCGUAGUUAUUUUUUU
Molecule: messenger RNA, 2705 nt
Organism: Schistosoma bovis
Lineage: Eukaryota; Metazoa; Platyhelminthes; Trematoda; Strigeidida; Schistosomatidae
Source: the annotation of a GenBank genome assembly